Molecule: messenger RNA, 1056 nt
Organism: Tripterygium wilfordii
Lineage: Eukaryota; Viridiplantae; Streptophyta; Magnoliopsida; Celastrales; Celastraceae
Product: deoxyuridine 5'-triphosphate nucleotidohydrolase-like
Exons: 4
Coding region: 1-816 (271 amino acids)
Biological process (GO): dUTP catabolic process; dUMP biosynthetic process
Molecular function (GO): magnesium ion binding; dUTP diphosphatase activity
Source: RefSeq, a predicted model, not a curated record
AUGGAGGCACUCAUGUGCCAGCUCUCACUCAUUUUUCGAUGUAUUUUGGUUCCGAUGCCACGACUCACAAUGGCGGAGGAUCAAAGCACAUCUCUCCAGUUCUCCACUCCACGGUCUCCACAUUGGUCCGUCUACAGUAAAAUAGCGCGAAUACUGGGCGCGAUCAUUUGGAAAACACCACGAUUGGCGCCUCUUUUUCUCUAUAAUAGGGGUUUUGAAGCCCUCAUUGAGCUUGCCCACGAUCCAUUGUGCGUGCCUUCUCGUUCUCUUCAAGUAUUCAGAAUGGCCCAAGCCGAUGAGCGAGGCAACGGCAGUACUGAAGUCAAAGAGCCAUCUCCGAAGAUUCAGAAGAUUGAUCAGAAUGGCGUGCACGAAGCCUCGGAAAACCCUGUACCACUGUUUAGGGUGAAAAAGCUCUCCGACAAGGCUGUGUUGCCUUCACGAGCCUCCCCUCUCUCUGCCGGCUACGACCUCUCGAGUGCGACGGAGACUAAAGUACCAGCCAGAGGCAAAGCCCUAAUCCCAACUGAUCUUAGCAUUGCUAUAUCGGAAGGAACUUAUGCCCGUAUUGCACCAAGGUCGGGAUUGGCUUGGAAGCACUCCAUUGAUGUCGGGGCGGGUGUGAUUGAUGCUGAUUACAGAGGGCCAGUUGGGGUGAUCUUGUUCAACCACUCUGAUGUUGAUUUUGAGGUGAAAGUGGGUGAUAGGAUCGCCCAACUGAUUAUUCAGAAGAUCAUGACUCCUCAGGUCGUGGAAGUUGAUGAUCUAGAUGAAACAGUGAGAGGAGACGGAGGUUUUGGAUCUACCGGUGUGUGAUUCUGUAUAGCAAGUGUCAAUCACCAAAUAUAUGUUAAUGUUUCCUCGUUUUGUUGAUUAGUUCAGUAAUUCUGUGGAAUAUGUGGUGGUCUGCCCACAAUUUUUGCUGUCAUAUUUCAGAUGUUAGAAGUUCAUAGUGAUGGGAUUUCGGAACGAAAAUGCUUCGUGAAUAUUGAAUGUGUUCUUCCCUUUAUUGAAAAUGAUUCUUAGUAUGAAACAGAUAUGGUGGUAUGUGCGUUU